AUGGUGCAGAAGAGUGUCUUGGCUACGGCCGCCUUAGUGGCUGGCUCGGCAGCACAGUUUGCACAGUUUGCUUCCAAUGACUACGCAUUAGCUGUCAAUGUGCCCUCAGACACGGCAUCAUCCGGGAGCGGCUCACUAUUUUGGCAAAUCAGUGCCCCUAGUGGCACGCAAUGGGUCGCUUUUGGCCAGGGCUCUGCCAUGGCGGGGGCCAAUAUGAUGGUGGUGUAUGCGGCCGACAGCAACAACGUGACCGUGUCGCCCAGACUGGGCACCGGCCACGUUCAACCAAAGUUUAACUCGGACGCCUCGAUCUCGGUGCUAGAAGGAAGCGGUAUUGCAUCAGACGGCUCGCUCGUUGCCAACAUCCGCUGUGACAGUUGCCUCAGCUGGAGUGGUGGAAGCAUGAGCCCCACCGAUUCCUCCAGCAGUUGGAUCUUUGCCUUCAAAACGGGAGACGCUCUUGACUCGACAGACACAUCUGCCACCAUCACGCAGCACGACACCGAGGGUACAUUCAGCUUGGACCUGACUCAAGGUACUGGCGGCAGCUCAUCGAACCCAUUCGUGGCAGCUUCGAGUGGUUCGUCCUCGUCCUCGUCCUCGUCCUCCUCCGCAGCCUCGUCCUCCGCAGCCUCGUCCUCCGCAGCCUCGUCAGCAACGCCAUCUGCCUCUGGUUCUCAAACCACGAGUGCAUCGCCUGCCACCACAACGGAGUCGGGCACAGCCACCGCCAGCACCGUGGUCACUCCGACUGGAGGGGUGUCAAAUCCUAUUGUGAGCUCCAACCCGUCCUCGUCGAGCGGAACAGUGGUCAGCGACGACUCUGACGACAACAUCCGGACCGCCCACGCCGUUAUUAUGCCCCUGGUCUUUGUGGUCAUGUUCCCCUUGGCGGCUUUGACGCUUUACCUCCCCUACAGCAACAAAGUCCGACACAUCCAUGCCCCGUUGCAAGUCCUCAGCUUGAUCUUGAUGAUUGUCGGUCUGGGUCUGGGCGUCCAACUCGGCAAACAGGUCGACAACCUGGACGGCUACCAUAUGGUCAUUGGAUACAUCCUCGUCGCAUGGAUGGGUGUCUUCCAGCCUACCCUCGGUCUCCUUCAGCACAUCCAUUUCCGCAGGUACGGCACCCGGAGUGCUUACGGCCAAACCCACCGUUGGCUCGGCCGCGCAAUGAUCAUGCUCGGUGUCAUCAACGGUGGAUUGGGAUUCAAGACUGCGGGAAACAUUGGCAGCGACGACGUCCCCACCUACUCUGUCGCCGUCUAUAGCGUCUUCGCCGUCGUCGUCUUCAUCAUCUACCUCGUCGUGCUCUUCUUCCCACGAGACUCGCAGAGCCCGCAGUCGAGCCUCUCAGGGGAAAAGCCUCGGCCGAGAAUCGACGGUUACGAGAUGCAUGGUCGCUCUUCCGAUGGCGCUCGACCGCUCCGUGGUUGA
This is a messenger RNA of Fonsecaea multimorphosa CBS 102226, 1437 nucleotides long. RefSeq lists its product as uncharacterized. The transcript has 2 exons. The coding region runs from base 1 to 1437 and encodes 478 amino acids. The record is from RefSeq and is a predicted model, not a curated record. Lineage: Eukaryota; Fungi; Ascomycota; Eurotiomycetes; Chaetothyriales; Herpotrichiellaceae.